GAUGAGCGUGCGUGUUAGCGCGAGCUGUUUACCGCGAGGCGCGUGAUAGCUGGCUGAUACAGCGGCAUAUUACUUCUACAAGGGGGAUACAAUGUGUUGAUUUUCUGGACACAAUUAAGGGAACAAGUUCUGUGAUCUUGAAACAAAAGUAAUGGCUGACACCAUCGACCCAGACCCACCCCCACCCCUACCCGAGGAGGUCGCCAUAACCCAGCCGUUGACGCCCAUUCCAGCUGACGCCCCACCCCCCAGGGCGGGGUGCAUGGAUAAGAGAAGCACGUUGGAAAAAGUUCUCAUCGUGCUAGCUAUCAUCAUUAUCAUCAUCUGUCUGGGAUUUGUUGCCGCUUUUAUUAUCUUCUACUUUUUCUCAUCCCCACCACCAGUCAUUUGCUUCACCGACAACUGUGUCCGAACAUGUACGUAUUUUUACUUUAGUAUCUCUUGUUCUCCCGCCAGUCUACCCAUCAUUAGUGAGAUCUGUCCACUGAACUCCUGGCCCUUUAUCCUCGGCUCUGGGGGCCUGGUGUACGGGCAUGCGUCUCGCCUCGAGUCUUCGAUGGACAAGAGGGUGGACCCGUGUGUGGACUUUUACCAGUACGCCUGUGGGGGGUGGAAGAAGGACCACGUCCUCCAGCCUGGCCAGUCCCUCGACACCCACUCGCUCAUCAACACCAGCAACAUCGUUAAGGUCAAAAAUCUGUUGGAGGAGAAGAGGAUAUCGACAGAUCCAGUUUAUCGAUCUCACCCCAAGUCUUUCUACUCUUUGUGUAUGAACACAGUCAAUUUGAAUCACAGAGGGGCAAAACCAUUCGUAGAUCUCGCUAAACAGCUGGGGAGUUUUCCUGUUUUGGACAAGAACUGGAACGAGACAGCUUUUAGUCUGGAGAGGAUUCUGGUGGAGAUGAUUAAACUUGAACUGUUCCCAUUGGUAACAGUAGGGAUUAAACGAGAAACGGAUACCAAGAGAAAGAUAUAUGUUGACAAAGGGAAAAUAAACAGCAUGAAUUUCAACAUAACUCUCACAACUACGCGUGACGACAUGAAGACUUACGAAGAAUGGCUGGUAAAGUUGUUGGUGCCUUUGGGUGUUGUUGAGGCAGAUGCCAAGACAGCUGCAGCAGAAGUUGUUGAUUUUGAGCUUAAUGUGACUAAGGCUGUCCUAUAUAAUUAUCAUAUGCCUGAAGAGGUGACCAUGACGAUAGCUGAGCUACAAAGCAAGUAUGCCUGGAUAAACUGGUUGAAUCUACUACAAGCACUGAGAGCCUCCUAUAGUCCAACACUUUUCAUAAGUGCUGAUGACGUCAUUACUAAUAUGGAUCCACGCUUUUUAGAAAAACUGGGCUCUGUAAUCAGCACAACAUCUAAACGUGUGCUCUCAAACUAUCUGCUGACUCAUCUGUUGUUGCUGACUCCUCAUUUGGAUGCCAACUUCAGGGCACUUUGGGACCAAAACCUGCUGGUGAAUACAAGGAAAACAGCCCAGCCCAGAUGGGAGUUUUGUGUCAAUCAGGCUAUCAGAGUUUACCCAGAAGCCCUCAGUCGAAUGUACAUAGACACAUAUUUCAACAAAAAGGCCAUGAAAUAUCUGAAGGAAAUGCUAGAUGAUCUGACAGUGGCCUACAGAGAUUUGUUGUCUGAAAAUACAUGGAUGACAGAAGAGACCAAAAAUGAAGUCAAAACUAAGGUAACAGCACUGAAACAAAAAGUUGGAUACCCAGACUACAUCAAUGAAGAUAGUAGACUCAAUGCUCUAUAUCCAACGAGUCCACCUAGUGAAUACUUUGAGACUCUUGUGGAAUCUAUCAGGACUUCUGUGUCAGAAAGAUUCAAGAAGUUCAGGGAGCCAAGAGAUAUAUCAAUAUGGCCAACUGAUUUAAUAACAUCUGCUGUCACAUAUGAUUCAUUUGUUAAUGAAAUUUUUGUGCCUGCAGGCAUUCUUCAAGAACCAUUACUCAGUCUAACUCAUCCCAGCUCAGUAAAUUAUGGGGCUAUUGGAAUGAUCAUCAGCCAUGAGCUCAAUUAUGGAUUAGAUCAUUAUGACACCAAAAAUGACCUAAAAACAUGGUGGUCUGAAAAAGACAGAGAAAAUUUUAACAUACAAGCUGACUGUUUUAAAGAGCAGUAUGGCUGUUACAGAUGGAAACAGCACAAUUUAGACGGUGAAAAAACAGUCAGUCGAAACAUUGCAGAUAAUAAAGGUCUGAAACAAAGCUACAGAGCUUACAGACACUAUGUAAAAAGAACAGGCUCAGAGGAAAUAAGACUGCCUGGGAUCAACUUGGACCACAAUCAAGUUUUUUUCCUCAGCUUUGCACAGUCUUGGUGUGGGAGGACACAUGAUGAUUUGGAGAGAGAAUUUAUGAAAGAAAGCCAGUUAUCACCCCCUAAAUACAGAGUUCUGGGUGCCUUACGUAACUCGCAAGAAUUUGCCGAAGCCUUCAGAUGCCCAUUGAGCUCCCGCAUGAAUCCUUUGGUGAAAUGUUCUCAGUGGUGAGCUACUUGCUGAGUGACCACAGGUUCAGUGACUGGAAGUUUUCAUGUGGGGUUCUAACUAUGAUCACCUAAUCUCUAUUGAAGGGUCAUUUACAAAAGUGUUAAGGGAAUAUGUAAUUUUGUGAGAUAAGUUCUUAAAAAAACAGAGAAUUUUUUACUUGCAGGUAAGUUUCUUUUUGUAAUUAUUUAUAAUACUUGUUCAGUUUUUCUAUAUCUUUAUGUAUUAAAAUGAAAGUUUCUUAAAAUAUAUCUCCAAAACAUGUUAGGUCCAUAUUGUUUGCAGAUUUUUUUAGUUUGUCAAAUACCAUUUAACAAGUUUACUAUAAUAGCCAAUAACAAUUGAUAUGGUUGUGCUUUUCCUGAAAAUAGAGAAAAAUCAAUUUUAAAUUUUUUUGUCUUUAAAAAGUUUUGUCAAAUGUUUAUUUAGUAACAAUACAUGAUCCAUUUUGUGUUAUCAUCUUAUGUGAUCAAAGCAUUUAUGGCAUGCCUUUAUUAUAGUAGCUGCAGAAUCUUUGUAGCCUAAGUCUUGUUGAGACUUGUAUCAUAAAGUCAAGCCUCUUUAAGAACUAUUUAUUUAUUUUGUUAUAGUGACUGCUUUUUGCUUAUAGUGUAAUGCAAAUGUAAACUUUUCAAUAGCAAAUCCUAGCAUUAAUGCAAGAGGAAUGCUAUUUCUGAUGGUCCUUAGGGUAGUUGAUGUAGAAUUCAUCUGUUUUAGUGUCCCAAACUUAUGAAUUCUUUGUGCAGUCAGUACUGUGCCCAACAGCUUGAAAUUUCCCCUAGUUGAGCCAGGUACUCUUUAUAGCUGAGUGGUGUUACAACUUCCUAUAUAAACCUGUUUAUAGUUACUGGUUAUGUGUUACAAUACUUGACUAUGCCUUACCAUACAAAUAGAGCAUACAGUGUGAUAAACCAUUUAUCUCAAUGAGUUUAUUAAUUUACUUUUAUCAGAGUUCUAAAAACCUGGAUUUAUUGUCUGUUAUACUUGUAUUCUGAGUUUUUCUUAGUCAAAGCACUUGAGUUUAUUAUUUAUUAAGCUUACAUUUAUUUUUUGGCUCAAAUUGUCCAUUACCAAAGCUCCUGUUUAUAUUUGUCUGCACAGCUGUUGGCAGCAUGUGGCUCUAGAACUUGAUGCUGCUCAAUAAGUAAAAAACAUGCUUGCUUGUUCAUUAUGUAUUAAAAUAAUAGUGAUCCCAAAAAAAAUAAUUAUGAAAAUAUUUUUCUGGAAAUUAAAAGUUCAUGAUUUUACAUCCAAGAAAUAGAAAUACUAUUUAAUGUUUUAGUUGAAAUAAAUAUCAAUUGGAAAUAGUGAACAACAUAUAAUCUACCUACAAUAUAAAAGAACUUGGCUUUUUAAUUUUAAACAAUUGUCAACCCAUAGCCAUAUUCAUAUUUUCAGUAUCAGAUUAAAAUACAUGUUUUGAAUUUUCCCAUAGAUCCCUGACCCAAUGGUGGUCUGUUAACAAACUUUUAAAUCUUAUAGUUGUUGUAGUUACAUGAGAAGUCUAUCUGGUUUAUUUUAAUUUUACAUCAAUCAAUACUUUUAAUAUGUGCAUUAUAAAAACAGUGAAUGCUGCUUUGUGUUAUCUUAUUAUAUUUGGUGUAUGUGAGAUGCAUUUUAUUUCAAAUUUUCAUGCCAUUUUUAUUUUAGAGUGUUAAAUAUUAUAAUUUAAUAAUAAGUAAAUAUUCAAAAUUAUACAAUUUUAAAAAUAUUAACCUAAUCAAAUUAGUCCCUUAAAUAAUUUUCAACAUACCUAUAGACGUAGUUUCCUUAAUGUAAUCUUAAUAUACUCAUGAACUGUUGAAGUAUAUUGCAUGAUAACGAUAUUUAUUUUACUUUUUUUUAAGUCAACGAAGCAAAAUGUGAUGAAAGUUAUAAAUAAAGCCUUUC
Molecule: messenger RNA, 4381 nt
Organism: Physella acuta
Lineage: Eukaryota; Metazoa; Mollusca; Gastropoda; Physidae
Product: endothelin-converting enzyme 1-like
Biological process (GO): protein processing
Cellular component (GO): plasma membrane
Molecular function (GO): metalloendopeptidase activity
Source: RefSeq, a predicted model, not a curated record